Molecule: messenger RNA, 3191 nt
Organism: Piliocolobus tephrosceles (Ugandan red Colobus)
Lineage: Eukaryota; Metazoa; Chordata; Mammalia; Primates; Cercopithecidae
Gene: TEX264
Product: testis expressed 264, ER-phagy receptor
Exons: 3
Coding region: 589-1290 (233 amino acids)
Biological process (GO): reticulophagy; protein-DNA covalent cross-linking repair
Cellular component (GO): autophagosome membrane; replication fork; endoplasmic reticulum membrane
Source: RefSeq, a predicted model, not a curated record
AGGCUCUGAGUAAAUAGGCGAGGCCCGGGAUGAGCAGGGGCUGGAAUCCGAAAGUGGGAGGCGGCGGCCCCCCACCCAUCAUAGUCCACCAUAGUUCGGUGCUGCCUGCUAGCACCGAAGUUUAGCCUAGGACUGGGGCCGUUUUUAAGGGCCCGGCCCUCCGCCGCCGCGCACGUGAGCGGCACCAGGAAGCCGGCUGGGCGCAGCCUCCCCUGACGCUCGCCGGCACCGGCCGCACGCGUCCUUGCCGGGCCUCUGAGCGGAGGGAAACCGAGGCUAGAGGGAGGGCGCAGUCUGCCCAAGGUCGGCGGCAGCGGCAGUUUCUGAGCGCCAAGUGUGGUUGGAGCCCUCCAGGAAGAGGGGCGUGACCAGAGCUCUAGUAAAGAGCCCUGACCUUGUAAAGCUAGGUUUAGCUUCUGAUUUGCCCAAGGGGUUUGAGAAUGGGACGACGGUGCUUUAGAGGCCCCUGUAGGCUUUCCCUGAGGAGGGCAGUCAGGGCACGAUGGUUGGCUCAGUGAUUAUUUCCUGGGCAGGGGUGGCUGUUCUUUCAGCUCCCAGCACUGGAGCGCUCGGCUCCUGCCGCACUGGAUGCAAGCAGUUACUAAAAGUGAGCCUGGCAUUUCAGGUGAACUCCCAGACCGUCUUCCUUUACUUUUGAAUAUAGGGGAAAUUCACGUUACCCCUCUCCGUGCCGACCAAGCCUCUGAGACGCACAGCUGCCUUGAGGUGCAGUGUGGGGGGUCCAGAGCCAUGUCGGACCUGCUACUACUGGGCCUGAUUGGGGGCCUGACUCUCUUACUGCUGCUGACGCUGCUGGCCUUUGCCGGGUACUCAGGGCUGCUGGCUGGGGUGGCAGUGAGUGCUGGGUCACCCCCCAUCUGCAACGUCACUGUGGCCUACAAGUUCCACAUGGGGCCCUAUGGUGAGACUGGGCGGCUUUUCACCGAGAGCUGCAGCGUCUCUCCCAAGCUCCGCUCCAUCGCUGUCUACUAUGACAACCCCCACAUGGUGCCCCCUGAUAAGUGCCGAUGUGCCGUGGGCAGCAUCCUGAGUGAAGGUGAGGAAUCGCCCUCCCCUGAGCUCAUUGACCUCUACCAGAAAUUUGGCUUCAAGGUGUUCUCCUUCCCGGCACUCAGCCAUGUGGUGACAGCCACCUUCCCCUACACCACCAUCCUGUCCAUCUGGCUGGCUACCCGCCGUGUCCAUCCUGCCUUGGACACCUACAUCAAGGUGAGGCACAGGCCUGGGGUGUGUGUGUUGGGGACAGCUAGGCCCCUUGGGUGGAGCUAAGGAGGACUGCCUAGAAUGGGAGGAAGAGGUGGUUUUGGCAGAGCAGCACCCUGGGACCCUCAUGGAACAGGUACCUGUGGAGCUAAGAAGAUGGGCAGAGGUUGUUGGCAUCUCUUUCAGAUGCCCAAGAUCUUGUGGGAGCUGGAGCAUAUCCCAAGAGCAUGGAGAGCUUGUUCAUAAACCUAGUCUGGUUAGUUUGGCUCUCUGGCUUUGACCAAAGACAUCCUUAGUGCUUAUCCCACACUCUGGCUCAGAUGAAUGGACAGGCCACUUUAUUCUCAUCCUGCUGGAGACCUGCACAGCAAGGACCUGAGGCUCCCAGUGUCUGGGCAGGCCCCAGGUAAUCAUGUAUUGCCCGUGGCCCUGCCUCUGCAUGGGCUUAUAUACCUGCUCCCAGAGGCCAGGGCUGGGGCAGCAGUGGCAGGCUGUGUCUCCUUUACUUCCUGACUUGGUCACUGGCAAUGCUGGCAGCCCAACCUUCCUGGAGGAAGGAGAGCCAGCCACCAGGUCAUCUGACAGGGAUUUCUGUGUCUACAGAGAUAGAUUUUUUAAAAGCAUACCCUGUUACACAUCCCUCCUCCCCUGAAUGUUUUGUAAAUUUGGGUGCUAGGGAAAUAACCCCAGUUGGGUUUGGAUGUGAUUCUUUAUUCAUUCAUUUAACUUGUAUUUAUUGUCUGCAUGCCAGGUGCUAUAAUGGGCACAAUGUGAAUGAAACAUUGGUGCAUGAAACAGACAUUCACAGUGAGGUGGUGAAGAUAGGUAAUAAAUGUCAGACAAAAAUGGGACAUGUGCUAGAGAAGGAGAGGGUGAGAAAAGUCGGGGAACUAAUUUGGACAGAAUGAUCAGGGACAGCCUCUCAGAGGAGACAACCUCAAGGCAGAGUCCUACAAGGGCCUUUAGAGAGGAGGUAAGAACUUCUAGGCAGAGCUUUGAUCUACAUGCAGCAGGAAGUCACUGCAGUGUUCCAGCCAGGAAAAUAACACAGUUGGAGCCACGUCUGUACAAGAUGGGCUGUCCCAUCUCUGGGCAUGGUGGACCUGGACCAUAGACCUGGGACCCGGUGAAGAUGCUUAGACCUAGGGCUGAGGAAUUAGCCUAGGAGGCUAUCAUGAAUCCUAUUGUGAGUGGUGGCAGCUUGGGCAGGCCCAGUGGCUACAGAGAUGUGGACAAGGAUAGAGAUUUACAAUCACUUUUGGAAUAGAACUGAUGGACUUUGGGUGGAUUCGCUGUUGGGGAAGGAGAGGCAAUGAGGGAGUCACAGAGGGCUCUGCUCCCCUCUGGCCUGGGCAGGUGGGCAAGCGUGUAGUGCUGCUUUUCACUGACAUGUGGGAAACUGAGGGAGGCCCUGGUUUUGGGGGGAAGGUAGCUAUUUGGGCUAUUGCAGGGGAGCUGCCUGAGAUACAUCUAAGUUGGGGGGUGUGGAGUCAGCAAUGGUAUGUGUGGCCUGGAGUUGAGAAAAGGCUGGGCUGGUGGAUAUAUUUGGGGACAUCAGCCUUUUGGCAGUAUUUGACCUGGGAGGCUGCCCUGUGCCUCCCAGCCUCUGUGGGGUCAGGUAGGCGAUAGACAGCCUGUGGCAGCAAAGGCUGCGCAGAGGGUGUGGCCAGUGUCGCAGGGGUCAGAGAACAGGACAAGAGAGUCAGUGGGAGUGAGAACCUGCUACACUUGGAGGAUCCUUGCAACUUUGUUCACCAAAGCAGCUUGGGGAAAGGGACAGAGCGUUGAUGAUGGAAAUGGGAGUUCAGAUGUCCCUGGAGUCUGGUGUUGGGGCUGAGGAAUGAAUAAAUGAGGCCCUGGGUCACCAGCUGUGUCCUUGGUGGUCAAGGACAGGUUUGAAGAAUCAGGAGUGAGAAGACCUGGAAAGGGGAGGGCUGUCACAGUGGUAGGGCAGGGGCACAGGGAGA